This is a messenger RNA of Annulohypoxylon truncatum, 1383 nucleotides long. Its product is annotated as dynein regulator. NCBI's taxonomy places the organism in Eukaryota, Fungi, Ascomycota, Sordariomycetes, Xylariales, Hypoxylaceae. Bases 1 to 1383 code for a protein of 460 amino acids. The transcript has 3 exons. Gene Ontology annotation, molecular function: protein binding. The record is from RefSeq and is a predicted model, not a curated record.
AUGAGCCAACUCCUGACUUCACGCCAAGCUGAAGAGCUGCAUAAAGCCAUCGUUGCAUACCUCUCAUCUAACAAUCUUCCCAACACUGCCGCUGCACUACGAGAAGAAUUGAAUCUUGGCGACAGCUUUGAUUCUGCUACGUCAAAGAAAUAUGAGGGUCUCCUAGAAAAGAAGUGGACCAGCGUUGUGCGGCUACAGAAGAAGAUUAUGGAGCUGGAGUCAAAGACCGCCUCCCUACAAUCCGAGUUGGAUAAUGCAACACCCACCUCUCUCUCUAAGCGAAACCAGGAUCCGUCUAGCUGGCUCCCCCGAUCUCCUGCACGCCACACCCUGGAGUCCCACAGAGGUCCUAUCACCUCCGUCGCGUUUCACCCUGUCUUCUCCUCCCUAGCCACCGGUUCUGAGGAUUACACCAUAAAAAUAUGGGACUGGGAGCUGGGAGAAUUGGAGCGGACGAUAAAGGGACAUACCAAAGCGGUAUUAGAUGUUGACUUCGGUGGUCCAAGGGGAGGAACCCUGCUCGCAUCGUGCUCGAGCGAUCUAACCAUUAAAUUAUGGGACCCUUCUGAAGAUUACAAGAAUAUCAGGACUUUACCAGGACAUGACCAUAGCGUUAGUGCCGUUCGGUUCAUUCCAUCAGGUGCCGCCGGUGCGCCAAGUUCUAGUAAUCUUCUUGUAUCCGCCUCUAGGGACAAGACUCUACGUAUAUGGGAUGUGUCGACGGGCUAUUGCGUGAAGACGAUACGAGGACACGCGGAGUGGGUUAGGGAUGUAUGCCCAUCGCCGGAUGGCCGUUAUAUAUUGUCCGCCGGCAACGACCAGACCGCUCGCCUCUGGGAUAUUUCGCUUGCAAACCCCGAGAGCAAGUUGACAUUGGUCGGCCACGAGCAUACGAUCGAAUGUUGUACUCUAGCACCUCCCUCCACUUACCAGUACCUUGCGCCUUUAGCCGGACUGAGUAAACCGCCCCCGGCGUCGAGCUCUGCGGAGUUUAUGGCGACUGGAUCCCGAGACAAGUCGAUACGCAUCUGGGAUGCGAGAGGGAAUUGUAUCAAGACUCUUGUGGGGCAUGACAACUGGGUGAGGGCGUUAGUCUUUCAUCCAGGAGGGAAAUACCUGCUCAGCGUCUCCGACGACAAGGUCUUGCGUUGCUGGGACUUGUCUCAAGAGGGAAAGUGCGUCAAGAUGCUCGUAGACGCACAUGGACAUUUCGUGUCUUGCUUAAGGUGGGCGCCGGGAAUUGUACGCGAAGCAGCGGCAAACGGGUCAGCCGAAGGACAGAAUGGUGCUUCUACGAAUGGUACCGCGAAGGCUGACGUGCAGAUCCGAUGCGUUAUCGCAACUGGGUGUGUGGACUGCAAACUAAGAGUGUUCGCCAACUGA